ACGAUGGAGACGCUGAGAGACAAGACCCUGGAGGAGCUGGAGCAGAUGCAGGACGACCCCGAGGUCAUCGCACGGCUGGCCCUCGAGUCCCCCCAGGUCCAGGACCUCCAGCUGGAGCGGGAGAUGGCGCUGGCCACGAACCGGAGCCUGGCUGAGCAGAACCUGGAGUUCCAGGCGCCCCUGGAGAUCAGCCGCUCAAACCUCUUGGACAAGUACCAGGAACUCCGAAAGCUGGUGGAGCGGUGCCAGGAACAGAAGGCCAAGCUGGAGACCUUUUCUUCGGCGCUGCAGCCCGGCACCUUGUUGGACCUCCUGCAGGUGGAGGGCCUGAAGACCGAGGAGGAGUCUGAGGGCAUGGCUGAGAAGUUCCUGGAAGGUGAGGUGCCCUUGGAGACGUUCCUGGAGAGCUUCUUCGCCAUGAGGGUACUGUCCCACCUGCGCCGCGUCCGUGUGGAGAAGCUCCAGGAAGUGGUGCGGAAGCCCAGGCCCACCCAGGAGCCCAUCGGAGACGCCCCGCCACCCCGACCACCGCCCCCACCGCGCCCAGCCCCCCAGGCCACGCCCCCGGCAGCCGAGGAGCAGCCCCGGCCCUUUGCCCUGCCUUCCUACUCCCUGCCCUACAGCCCGACGCCUGCCAUGCCUGUGGGCCCCACGGCCCAAGGCGCGCUUCCGCCGGCCCCUUUCCCUGUGGUCUCUCAGCCCCCCUUUUCCUACAGCAUGCCUGUGGGCCCCGGGCUCCCCCCUGCCCUGCCAGGAGCCAGGCCUGUGGGGGGCUACUCCUGGUCCCCACAGAGGGGCACACCACCACAGCCGGGCUUUCCCAUGGCCCCGGCUGGCAGCUCUGUUUCUGGCCCAGGGUACCCCUUGGCUGGAGGCCGGGCCCCCAGUCCUGGUUAUCCUCAGCAGCAACCCCCCUACCUGUCCACAGGAGGAAAGCCCCCAUACCCCACUCAGGCACCUCUUCCCAGCUUCCCCAGACAGCCUCAGCCCCCCUAUCCUCCAGGGCCUGCCCCACCAUACGGGUUCCCGCCGCCUCAGGGGCCCUGGCCUGGCUGUUAGACCCCCGUCUGGCCCCUGGCCUCUCCCCACUGAGACCUCAACCACAACCUUGGGCCCUUCCAUUACUGAAGUUCCCGGGCGGUGUGGAAGUGGAAGCAGCCCUCCCCGAGGGCCGGUCUGGAACGGGCACUUCCUGGCUUCUGGCCAUGGGUCCUCCCAGGAGCACCUGUUGGUGACUCUGCUGCCAGGCUCGGCACUGCCCCUUGGGGAGAUGUCUGCAUGAUGGUAAUCACCGGUGCCUGCACAGGAGGGGUGCUGCCACAGCUCUGGGCCCUCAGUCCUACCUGCCUUCCCCGGGAGCCCAAGAGUGCAGCGGUCAGCAGCGAGGAAGACGAGUGGCGAGAGAAUGAAGGCCCUGCUCGUAAUUCAACCACAAGCCAUCACAAAACUCUAAGAGGCCCAAGUCUGAUGCACGUGCCCCACUGUGUACCCCCUUAGUGCCUACCCUCUCACUGGGGACAGCCCCUCCCUCUGCCCACCUGCUAGUUCCCCGAUGUCAUCCCUCCCCAUGGCCAGCUCCGCCCCCACCCCCACCCCAACAGUGACUUCCAGGUGGUGCUUCUAGAACUCCCUCGCCCACUUGCCGCCGGCCUUGCUGCUUCCCUUGUCCUCAGGAUGGACGUUGGGCAGGGCGCUAAGCGUAAGUUACCCCUGUCAAGGGGUCACCAGGAACCAGGAGUGGUGGCAGGUGGGCAGACCCCGGAGCUGCAGCCAGCCAGAAAGUUGUGCCUUGAGAUGCCCGCUACUGGGCUUCCUCCGGCUGAUGGGCUGUGGGUGCUGGGGGCCAAACUUGAGCCGGUGCCUGCCCCUCCUCCCCUGGUGCCAUCCAUGGGGAACACUGGGCUUGCUUCUUGUAAGUUAUUUAUAACGAGCAUCCACUAAUGGGCCGCGCCAGCCCAGGGCUGCCGGACGUCUGUAGGAUUAAUUUGCCAUAAUAAACGGUGGUGAGUUCAGGGCCCUGUUGUAGUUCCAGUGGGCUCGGGAAGUCA
Molecule: messenger RNA, 2048 nt
Organism: Echinops telfairi (small Madagascar hedgehog)
Lineage: Eukaryota; Metazoa; Chordata; Mammalia; Afrosoricida; Tenrecidae
Gene: VPS37C
Product: VPS37C subunit of ESCRT-I
Exons: 4
Coding region: 4-1059 (351 amino acids)
Biological process (GO): protein targeting to vacuole; ubiquitin-dependent protein catabolic process via the multivesicular body sorting pathway; protein targeting to membrane
Cellular component (GO): ESCRT I complex
Source: RefSeq, a predicted model, not a curated record